UCAACAACAAAAAAAAAAAAAAAGUGUUGUUCCCGAUCAUCCAUCUGGAGCAAUGAAUUGAUUCUUAGGGGCUCUGUGAUUUGAUCAGCAGACACAGAGAGAUUGAAAAUUUGCAAAGCAUGUCAACAGCAGAACCUCCUCCGUUCCAAGAAGCAGCGCGAUGCGUUGUCUGCAAUUGCGGUUUCAACACCUUCAGGAGAAGGCAUCACUGUCGAUCCUGUGGGAGAACAUUGUGCAGUGAACAUUCAUCAAAUCAAAUGGCUUUGCCACAAUUUGGCAUUUACUCAAAUGUCCGAGUAUGCACGGAUUGUUUCAACAACACGCGGUCUGGGAAGGAUGUACCACAGACUUCUUCAGAUGGAGUAAACAGUGCGACAGAUACAAUUUCUAAAUUAGACAUUAAUGCAAAUGCUGAUUCAAAGUCCAUACCAACUGGAGAGAAUAUGGUUGUAUCAAGCAUUAGAGAGUGUAAAUGUGGAAUGCCACUUUGCAUUUGUGAAGCACCAGCCCCUUCCUCUGGUGCACUCCCUGAGCAGAAGAAACCCAAUCCAGUCAUUGCAGCUCCAUCAAAUCCUAAACCUAAGAAGACAGAUGCUGUUCCGAAAAAUAGAACCUCCAGUUCAACUAGCAAAUUUAAUUCUAUGUUUAAUGCUGGUCAUGUAACAAAUGGCACCUCAGACAGACCCCAGAUUGAUUAUGAAGUAAAUGGAGAGGGUUUGAGAGAAGCAAUAAAGAAUGGUGACAUUGCGGCUGUUAAGAAACUUCUUAAUGAGGGUGUGGAUGCAAAUUACAGGGACAAGCAAGGACUGUCUUUAUUACAUUUGGCUGCAGUCUUCAAUCAAACAGAUAUAGUUUUCAUUCUCAUGGAUUCGGGGGCAAGCCUGGAGUACAAGAAUGCACAAGGAGAAACACCUUUAGAUUGUGCACCAGCUACCUUGCAAUACAAAAUGCGAAAGAAGAUGGAAGAAGGUGGACCGAUCCAAAGAAAUUGAAUAAUAUAUUACUUUUAUGAGUAAUUUUUUUAUGCAGUUUCCCGAAGAGAGCUUCAAAUAUUACCGCCCCCUAAAAGUUCUCUGUUACCGGAACAAAAAAUUUCUGCUUCUGUAUAAUUGUGACAGAGAAUGGACUUCAAUUCAUCUUUCUGAAAUGGCAGACCAAGUAUGCUGACCUAUAUAAGACACAUCUUUGUUAGCCACGCAACUUAGGCAGCAUCUUGUUUGUAAAUUUCUUUGUUUUAUGACAUAAGAGCAUUUUUUAGUAUGCAUCUCUUUGUUGUUGAGCUGAGCUGUCUUACUUACUUCCACCUCAUGCAGUCAUAAAUGUUGAACUCUAAAUUAAAAGGGGUUUAAGAAUGAUGUGGUAUGACAAUCCCAUUUCAUGUCCCGGUCAUUUCUUCUCUCUUAUGUUGCAAGCAAUGACUCAUAAAACUGAUUUUGAUA
Molecule: messenger RNA, 1439 nt
Organism: Cajanus cajan (pigeon pea)
Lineage: Eukaryota; Viridiplantae; Streptophyta; Magnoliopsida; Fabales; Fabaceae
Product: Ankyrin repeat family protein
Biological process (GO): protein transport to vacuole involved in ubiquitin-dependent protein catabolic process via the multivesicular body sorting pathway; protein targeting to vacuole
Cellular component (GO): ESCRT-0 complex
Molecular function (GO): metal ion binding; ubiquitin binding; phosphatidylinositol-3-phosphate binding
Source: RefSeq, a predicted model, not a curated record